AUGUACGCCCUCGUCGCAAAUUCCUUCAAAACAACCCCUGCGGUCCGCCGCAUCGUCCCCUGUGCUUUCUACCACCCAAAUCAUGCCCUGCACGCACCCCAGCCGCAAGCCCACUCCACCACAAAGGUCGACUCGUUCUACGUCAACCCGUCGUUCCCGGAUGACUCGGAGACGCCGCCGACGAUGACGCAGCACCGCACUUCAAUCCAUGCUUCGUCUGAGUGGGCGGAGAAUAAUGCGACGCAGAGUGAGGCUGAUGUCAAGGCAGAUCGGGGCGAGGCGCAGAAUGCAAAGAUCGAGGAUAUGAUGCAAACUGAGGAGCCGAAGAUUGAUGAAAUGUGAUGGUG
This is a messenger RNA of Aspergillus versicolor CBS 583.65, 347 nucleotides long. RefSeq lists its product as uncharacterized. Lineage: Eukaryota; Fungi; Ascomycota; Eurotiomycetes; Eurotiales; Aspergillaceae. The transcript is spliced from 2 exons. The record is from RefSeq and is a predicted model, not a curated record. The coding region runs from base 1 to 342 and encodes 113 amino acids.